Linepithema humile (Argentine ant) is the source of this 1056-nucleotide messenger RNA. The record is from RefSeq and is a predicted model, not a curated record. Lineage: Eukaryota; Metazoa; Arthropoda; Insecta; Hymenoptera; Formicidae.
AUAUCGUUAGUCUGCCCGUAUCGUCUCUAACGACUCGUCAGUUCUGUUUUGUUUUGUUCCGUGUGAGGUCAAGCAGGAUAACAUACGACGCUACAUUCUUCCUCGUGGGCAACGUUAUUAGUUGUGAAUCUAUUUAUAUUAGACUUUGUUUCUGGCCAUAUCUCGCUCGUUGUGGGAAGGUAUUAAUUAAAAGAAGAAGAAACGCUACAUUCUCGGCAGCAUUUUAUCUCGUGAUUUUAGUAGGCAACUUACUUGCAAUUACCCGUGAAACGAAUAAAGUGAAACAAAUAAAAUUGAGGUGUCAUUGAAAAUGGCGGAUAACGAUCUCAGUUCAUUCCCUGAGCCUUUGCUACAAAGCACUUAUUAUAAUCCAUCAAAUGGAAUGAGUUUUAUUUUUGAAUAUAAAAAUCAAAGGCAUUGGGUAAAAGUUCUUUAUCCAUAUACUUAUGAAAUGUUUGAGGCAAAAGCAAAAGAAAUAUUUUCGAAUUUAAAGAAUAAUGAAUUUAAAUUCUACGAUGAAAAGAAAGCUUUACUAACAGGUGAAUUUUUAAUUGAACACAUUCAGUUUUCCGGAAGAGGUGCUAUUAUUAUAAUUGAAGUAGAUGAACCAGUUGUACAAGAUUUAGAUUAUUCAACAACCCCAAUACCAAGUUCUUCCUCUAAUUUAACUAUCGAUACUUCUGAAGAAGAUGAAGCGCCAGGACCUGUUCAGCAAAAUAUAUAUAAUUUAUCAUUUUUACAUCAACAAGAAAUCAAUGAAAGAAGAAAUUAUUACAAAAGAAAUCAUCAGAAAAGUUAUUUUAGAGAAUCCGUGUGGAAAAGACAUUUUUGAAGAAUAUAAUACGAAGGGAUUUUUAAGUGAGACAAGUAGAAGACGGAUAAUUAACAUAGUGGUUACUCAAAUGCUUACUUUGAAACAAAAAUUAAAGUGUCCAUUAACUUCAUUAGAUAAAUGUCAGUUUGCCAAAAUUAUAGUAGAAAUUUUCCCAAAAUUACGAGAUCCGGAAACUGCAUUAGGCUAUGUAAAUACAAAGCACAUUUUUUAAACAGUAUUGA